AUGGAGUCUCGACCAGAUAACUACCCCCGCUUGACCCUGCCCAUCUCAGAGCUAAAACCCGCCUACGAUGCAGUCGUUAUAGGAUCGGGCUAUGGCGCCGGUGUUGCAGCGAGUCGCAUGGCUAGGGCUGGGAAGACCGUCGCUGUUUUGGAACUUGGGGCGGAAUGGAGAGGACUCGGCGGUGGCUCGCUCAUCAACGCGGGUGUUUUUCUUGAAGCAGCGCCAGAGAUAAUGCAAAUGAGCGCGUGGCCGGAGGAGAUUAGAGAAUCUCCUUCUCUGGAUGAAUACUACGCCCGCGCAUCAUCCAUGCUCCAACCAUCUCCAUACCCAGAAACAAAAGCACACCCGAGACUAAACAAAAUGCGACAUCUGGAAGAAUAUGCCCAGCUUCUAUCUCAAGAUGACAACAGCCUUGGCAAAGUAAAGAGCACCUUCUCGCGCACACCACUAACAACGACCUUCCAGGCCGGCCGGAAUAGCACGGGGGUCGCGAUGCAGCCGAAUCAGGGAUCCGGACACGAGUCCACGGGGCUGAAUGACGGGUCGAAGAACUCGGUCCCUGUUACUUAUCUGGCUGAUGCGUGGAACUGGGGCGCGGAGAUCUUCUGUGGGUGUGAGGUGCGGUAUGUUGAGAGGGGGGUUGGGCUGGGGUAUACGGUGUAUUUCUCGUGGCGUGGAAAGGGGAGGGAUUGUUUCAAGGAGGAUAUGGAGGCGCAGUUGUUUUGGGUGACGGCGAAAGAGUUCUGUUUCCUGGGAGCUGGUGCUCUUGGGACGACAGAGAUUCUGCUCCGGUCGAAGGAACACGGCCUGAGACUGUCUCCUACACUAGGGAGGAAUAUGUCUGGAAACGGGGAUUUGCUUGUUUUUGGAUACAACGGCCGCAAAGACAUCAACGGGAUUGCAGGCCUUUCAAACAAUUCCAGCAACAAACCAGGCCCAACAAUAACCAGCAUGAUUGAUAACCGCCGGCACAAGCACUCUGAAUCUAGAUCUGGAUCUGGACCUGGAUCUGGGCCACUGGCAGGCUAUAUAAUCGAAGACGGGUGCAUCCCCGAGCCAUUCGCACCGGUCAUCCAGGCCCUCCUGAUCGGGCAGACUCUUCGACAUGAGCUAUUCUCCUUCUUUCAUAGUCCAUGGACUCAAUUCUGCAGAACGAUAGCGGCGCUGAACUCUCUACUUCGGGGGCCGUACGUGUCUGGUGGAGCGAUCCAGCGCACUUCAACAUACCUGAUCAUGUCCCACGACAGCAAUGAAAUAACCCUAACGCUGAAAGACGACAAGCCGUAUCUCCGGGGCGUUGGAGAAGGGCGGUCGAAGAAUAUCCUGCGCAUCAAAGAUUCCUUAGAGAGGGCGAUUAAACAUGCUGGAGCGAGUAUGGGUUUCUCGUAUUUCUAUGGCCGCAACCAAGAUGAAGUCUCCGUCCACGUCCUCGGCGGCGCAAACAUGAGCCGGGACGGAACCGGCCGUGAGGGUGUAACGAACCAUCGCGGACAGGUUUAUACAGGGCACGACAGUGAAGUCUAUCCCGGUUUAGUCUGCUGCGAUGCGUCGGUGAUUCCAACGUCUCUGGGAGUGAAUCCGCUUGCCACGAUUACUGCGCUUGCGGAGCGCUCGGUGGCGCUUGUUGCGGAGGAGUCGGAACUUGUAAUUGACCUUGAGACGUCUAAUGGGGAUCUGGAUGUUGAUAGCAGACCUCGAGUGUCGAAUUAUAAGGGUAGUUUAGAUAAGGGGCUCAUCUCGACGGGGUGGCAGUUUACGGAGGCUCUUGAGGGAUAUAUCAGUGUGCCAGGAGGAUCCAGCUCUGAAAUAUCUGAAAGAGAAGGGAAGGGCUCUUCAUCGGCUAUACGCAUGCUUCUUACGGUGGAGGUACAGCGGAGAGUGCAAGGCGGGCCGAGAUAUCAGGGUGUCUGCACUGGGACAGUAUCCUGCCGUGCUUUAUCACGACGAGCAAUGAGGGUCAUGAGAGGAGAGGUAGACUUCUUCGUGCCGGGGAAUAGCGUUGAUUCAACGACUUUGAGAUAUAGACUGCCGCUACAGACAGUCGAGGGUGAAGAGUUGAUGCUGGUCGGGACAAAGACAAUCGACUCGUCCAGCGCAUUCUCUGUAUCACGGCUGUGGAAAGCUACGACUGUGGUUAAUGUUCAGGUUAUUUCUCAGGGAGAGAGUGUAGGAGCUGGCGUCCUGCGCAUUCCACUGUCGUCGUUUCAGCGGCAGAUACGGACAUUCCGGUCAACGGGCUCAGCCUUCACUGCGUUGCCAGCAUUGUUGAUGUUUCUUUUAUACUUCAUCCUCCAGAUCAGUCUGUUCUUCUUCCACCCUCUUAUACCGCGCUGGUUUACCCCUGAAAAGGGUGGCAGAGUCUUUGAAGCCAAACAACCUCUAUCAACUCAUGAAAUCUCAGCUUCAGACGGAGUCAAUGUCAAACUCGAGUUAUACAGUCGAGAACCAGUCGAGAGCAAGCCGCCAAUUCUAUUCCUCCCCGGAGUCACAGGCUUAAACCCGCAGCACUCCAUAUACACCCUCCCCUUCCAACCCACCAACAUGGUCGACUACUUCACCUCUCAUGGCUACAGUUGCUACGUCCUCGCCCCCCGCUGGAGCUACAACGCACGCAUUGCAGAGGACUGCACGGUCUUCGACAGCCGUCUCGACAUUGCCGCCGCCCUGCAGCAUAUCAGCCACGAGACCAAGGGCCAGAAACCGUAUAUAAUCGCCCACUGCCAGGGCUCCAUCGCCCUCGCAAUGGGCCUGCUCGACGGAUCAAUCCAGUCUUCCCAAAUCCUAGGUAUAACCGCAAACUCCGUCUUCAUUACCCAGAUCUUCCCGUUCUGGAACGCUGUCAAGGCUUCCAGCCCGCUCCUUAUCCGGUUAUACGAGUUUCUUGACGGGCCGUAUUUCCCUAUUAGCUUUCUCCCUACUAAAGAGAAGAUGGAUAAGAGGAAGAAAGAUAUACUCCAGCACGCACUCGAUUUCAUUCUAUCAUUCUACCCAGUCCCCCACGCCCGAGACCUCUGCACCUCAUCAACCUGCCACCGCACCUCCUUCGCCUUCGGUCUCCUCUGGAACCACCAGAACCUAUCCCCAGAAACCCACAAUAACAUCGACCGCUUCUUCAUGGGCACAUACACGAAACUCCUCGAGCAUGUUGUUCGCACGGGCUCACGCGGUGGGUGUCUAGAGUAUAAACAAGCCGUCCCCGAUGCAAGCCUUGAGCGUCUCCGCGGUGUGCCGAUCCUGUUCAUGUCUGGCUCUAAGAACCAGGUGUUUAGUCCCGAGUCGACGCUGAGGGACUAUGAGUUGUUGAGGAGGGAGUUUGGGGAGGGGCUGUAUCGCCGGUUUUUGGUGGAGGGGUAUGGACACCUUGAUACGAUUGUUGGGGAUAGGGCUGUGCAGGAUGUGUUUUGGAGGGUGGAGGCGCAUUUGGAGGGUCUGAGUAAGUAG
Aspergillus puulaauensis is the source of this 3441-nucleotide messenger RNA. RefSeq lists its product as uncharacterized. NCBI's taxonomy places the organism in Eukaryota, Fungi, Ascomycota, Eurotiomycetes, Eurotiales, Aspergillaceae. Gene Ontology annotation, molecular function: flavin adenine dinucleotide binding; oxidoreductase activity, acting on CH-OH group of donors. Bases 1 to 3441 code for a protein of 1146 amino acids. The record is from RefSeq and is a predicted model, not a curated record. The transcript has 8 exons.